AUGUCCACCCUUGAGCAAAACAUCCGCCAGGCGCUAGAAAUCCUCCUACCCCGGAUCCAAAAGCAACAUGCAGAAUCCCCAGACACGCCCAUCAUCCUCGGUAUAACCGGUCUCCAGGGCUCAGGAAAAUCAACAUGGGCCUCUACGCUCGUAAAACUUUUAUCCGAAGAACACGGGCUCUACAGCAUCACCGUCUCCCUCGACGACUUCUACAAGACCCACACCGACCUCGUCUCGCGCCGCAACCAAGAUCCAGCCAACAAACUAUACCUUACGCGCGGCCAACCAGGGACCCAUGAUGAGCAACUCGCCCAAUCCUUUUUCCAGCAACUAAAAGCCUGGAGCACCACUACCACAACAACAACAACAACAAUAGACGACAGUCCCAGCACCAAGGCCGCCCUCGCCAUCCCCUCCUUCGACAAAAGCCGCUUCAACGGCGAAGGCGACCGCGCCCCCGAAUCCUCCUGGCCACGCAUCACGCGCAAGCCCGCCGUCGUCAUCUUCGAAGGCUGGUGCCUGGGCUUCACGCCCGUGGCCCCCUCUGUAAUCGAGCACAAGCACGCCCUCGCGCUCCAAGGUAAACUCGCCGUCAACACGCCCGCACAGCACCAAGUCGCCCACUUGCUCCAAGUAAACGACGCUCUAAAGCGCUACUGCGACGCCUUUAUGGGCCCCCACCAUUUUGACUUUUUCAUCCAUAUCGAUACUGAGCAUCUGCCCAAUGUCUAUACCUGGCGCUUGGAGCAGGAGCAUAAGAUGAUUGCCCGAAAGGGUGAGGGCAUGUCGGAUGAUAUGGUCAAGACGUUUAUAGAUGGGUAUAUGCCUAGUUAUGAGAUUUAUCUCGACCAGUUGCGCAAGGGCCUUUUUGCUGAGAAAGGGAGGAUGGUGAGGGUUGUUUUGGAUGAGGGGAGGGGGGUUGAGAGCGUUGAAGUGCUUUAA
Messenger RNA from Bipolaris maydis ATCC 48331, 942 nucleotides. RefSeq names its product P-loop containing nucleoside triphosphate hydrolase protein. Gene Ontology annotation, cellular component: cytoplasm. NCBI's taxonomy places the organism in Eukaryota, Fungi, Ascomycota, Dothideomycetes, Pleosporales, Pleosporaceae. The record is from RefSeq and is a predicted model, not a curated record.